Vicugna pacos (alpaca) is the source of this 973-nucleotide messenger RNA. It is a transcript of the gene FOXF2, whose product is annotated as forkhead box F2. Gene Ontology annotation, cellular component: nucleus. Lineage: Eukaryota; Metazoa; Chordata; Mammalia; Artiodactyla; Camelidae. Gene Ontology annotation, biological process: regulation of transcription by RNA polymerase II; animal organ morphogenesis. Gene Ontology annotation, molecular function: DNA-binding transcription factor activity, RNA polymerase II-specific; RNA polymerase II cis-regulatory region sequence-specific DNA binding. The record is from RefSeq and is a predicted model, not a curated record.
CGACCUCGCAGAGCCCUGAAAGGGUCCCAGAGACCCCAGGGGUCUGCAGACCAGNAUGUCGUCCUACUCGCUGGAGCAGAGCUACCUGCACCAGAACGCCCGCGAGGACCUCUCAGUGGGGCUGCCUCGAUACCAGCACCACUCCACGCCCGUGUGCGACAGGAAGGACUUCGUCCUCAACUUCAACGGCAUUUCCUCCUUCCACCCCUCUGCUAGCGGGCCCUACUACCACCACCACCACCACCAGAGCGUCUGUCAGGACAUCAAGCCCUGUGUCAUGUGAACGGGGGCACCAGGCCCUCUGUCCCCCCAGGGGCGAUGGCUGAGGUGGACUCGGGCGGCCGCCGUAGCAGGAAGUGGCACACCGGUCCCUUCGCCAGAACUCCCCCGCGAGCGCUGUGCACAUCUGUCUACCGUUGGUGGAAGGACAGUGCCUGGCAGAAUAAUGCCCAAGACGCGCAGGCUCCCAGCGAGGGGGGGACGCCGCUUCUGAGCAGAGAUGGCGAGAACUUACCACGAGGAAAACAAGCAUGGACUCUGGGAUCUUCACUGCCUUCAGAAAUCAGGGUCUGUGUGUGUUUUCCUUUGUGUAUGGAAAAUGCACGUGCUUUUCCAGAAGGCAGUGCUGAGCGCAGGAUUUCAAGAAAGCCUCAUCUUGCUCCGUAGCUAAGCGGGAGAGCUGUGUUUUGCAACAAACACUACCUUUGGAUACAGGUGCCAAAGAAGGUUCUCAAGAAAGUAUUUAGCAACAACGUGUCUAGUUUAAGAACAUGGUUUUCGGUAUCAUGACAAUACGACGUUUUUUAACAAGGUUGUUUUGUACCACAUUUUAAAGCUAUUUCUAUGAUUGUCGUGUAUACUCACACUUUGCUUGUAUUUUAAAAGGAGGAUAUAUUUGCACUUACGUAUACUUUUACAGUUUGCCGAACUAUUUUGAUGUACAAUUUUUUCAAUAAAAUGUAUAUAACAAAUA